Pygocentrus nattereri (red-bellied piranha) is the source of this 973-nucleotide messenger RNA. RefSeq names its product troponin I, slow skeletal muscle-like. NCBI's taxonomy places the organism in Eukaryota, Metazoa, Chordata, Actinopteri, Characiformes, Serrasalmidae. Bases 87 to 632 code for a protein of 181 amino acids. Gene Ontology annotation, biological process: muscle contraction. The record is from RefSeq and is a predicted model, not a curated record. Gene Ontology annotation, cellular component: troponin complex. The transcript has 9 exons.
UGUGCUUCCUCAGGAGCUGGCACUGUUACACUCUACUCACUCUCUUGGGGUUUUCUUGCACAGUUCAGGAAGCACUUAAAAUCACAAUGUCUGAGGCACCGAAACCGAAACCUAAGAUUUCAGCAUCACGAAGGCUGUUCCUGAAGACUAAAAUAUUGAAGAAAGCAAGCACACUGAUCACAAAUGAGAAGGAAGAGAAACAGAGGGAGAGGGAAAGAGUUCUGAACGAGAGAGUGCCUCCUCUUCAGCUGUCUGGCCUGUCUGUGCAGGAGCUGCAGGCUCUGUGUAGAGAACUGCACCAAAAGAUUGAUGUAGUAGAUGAAGAGAGAUACGACAUCGCAGCCAAAGUAACCAAAAAUGAAAAAGAGAUUGAAGAUCUGUCCCAUAAAAUCUUUGAGCUGAAGGGCAAAAUGAAGAGACCUGCGCUGAGAAGGGUGAAGAUUUCAGCUGAUGCCAUGCUGGGCGCUCUUCUUGGCUCCAAGGUCAAGGAGUCUGUGGACUUCAAAGCCAACCUCAAAACGGUCAAGAAGGAGGAAGAAAAGAAAGAGGAGGUGACUGACUGGCGUAAGAAUGUGGAGGCCAUGUCUGGCAUGGAGGGCAGGAAGAAGCUGUUUGAUGCUGGUGGACAGUAAAUGGUGAUCAUCAUUUUGGCUGCUAUAUCAAGGAUGUGCACUGGUGUGAGAAAAUAUUCUCCACCAGUUUCUUACUGACAUGAAUGCCUGAUAAAGAACCUUUGAUAUGAAGAUUGAGAUUUAGCCAUUCUUGAGUCCAGCAUACAUCAAUCUUAAUGUGUUUGUGUGCACUUUAAAGAGAACAGGUCACAACACACAGUCAUUGUAUAGAUAAGUUAUAAUAGGACAUACAGAAACUCGUACUGUUAUUAAGUCUCAGUGUCAGAAUCUGUCUUUAUAACUGUUCUGUGAUGUCUUAUUGGUUGGUUUUCUUGAAAAUAAACACACAGCUAUAAAAAGAC